Messenger RNA from Ctenocephalides felis (cat flea), 621 nucleotides. RefSeq lists its product as uncharacterized. The transcript has 2 exons. NCBI's taxonomy places the organism in Eukaryota, Metazoa, Arthropoda, Insecta, Siphonaptera, Pulicidae. The coding region runs from base 175 to 621 and encodes 148 amino acids. The record is from RefSeq and is a predicted model, not a curated record.
CAUGGUCGGCUGUCGUCUAGCACGUGUGCCUUAAUAACGCGCCGGUUAAUAUAUCCUAUCCAUUUAAUGACAAACUGUUAUUUAUUAACUAAUGUGAUUUAUUAAUGGUGAUUUUAGAAAAAAUAUUAUUGAACAAUUUAUAUUGACUGUUAUAUUGAAUAACUGUUACACGGAAUGCAGAUCGAAGUGGAUAUUAUUACGUGGUUGUUGCAGCCGUUGACUAUCAUUGUUUGCGGACUGGUCGGUUACGUUUACUUAUUUAGGGAGCAACGCGGACGAAAGAAUGGACAUUAUACAAAUCCAGAUUGGAACUUCUUCUUGAAGAAAUGGUGGGCAUUAUUGCACAUCAUGCGACGCCGUUCCGAAAACGUUUCUGGAAUAAGGCAAAGCCAGCUUCCAUCAACAGAGUCACCAAAAAUUCUACAGAGAGAAGAAUCUUCCGAUUCCAUCGCCAUAUAUGGUGCUGAUCAGCGUGGAUCUUCCGUCUUCCUCAAGAUCACCAGACGAAGACACCGUGUAGCUGAAGUGUGGCUGGUUGUUCGACUUUCUAAUGGAGACGUUUAUCAUUUGCCAAGUAAGAUAAAUUUAAUAUUAUGGUACAUUCUUAGCAAUACAUAUUAG